GGACCUAACCUCUUUCAGGACGACCACGAUUCUGGCCUGUCACAUGGACCUGCACAACUACCCUCUCGAUGUUCAGAAUUGCACCGUGGAACUUAAGAACUAUGGCUACACGACGAAGGACGUCGACAUGAUGUGGAAGAACAACAGCGACGGUGGCGCCGUGCAGGGAGUCGAGAACAUCACCCUGCCGCAGUUCGAGAUCAAAGGUCACAAGACGUUGACCACGCUCGAAGAGCUAGCCACGGGGAAAUACAAGCGACUGUCGCUCUGCUUUAAGCUAGAGCGAAACAUCGGCUAUUUCAUCUUCCAGACCUAUCUGCCGUCGAUCCUCAUAGUAAUGCUGUCAUGGGUCUCCUUCUGGAUCAACCACGAGGCGACUUCAGCCAGGGUAGCGUUAG
Molecule: messenger RNA, 398 nt
Organism: Priapulus caudatus
Lineage: Eukaryota; Metazoa; Priapulida; Priapulimorpha; Priapulimorphida; Priapulidae
Product: gamma-aminobutyric acid receptor subunit beta-like
Exons: 3
Biological process (GO): signal transduction; nervous system process; monoatomic ion transmembrane transport
Cellular component (GO): GABA-A receptor complex; synapse; membrane
Molecular function (GO): GABA-A receptor activity; neurotransmitter receptor activity; extracellular ligand-gated monoatomic ion channel activity
Source: RefSeq, a predicted model, not a curated record